Ictalurus punctatus (channel catfish) is the source of this 2656-nucleotide messenger RNA. It is a transcript of the gene supv3l1, whose product is annotated as SUV3-like helicase. Gene Ontology annotation, cellular component: mitochondrial degradosome. The record is from RefSeq and is a predicted model, not a curated record. The coding region runs from base 159 to 2453 and encodes 764 amino acids. Gene Ontology annotation, molecular function: ATP binding; hydrolase activity, acting on acid anhydrides; RNA helicase activity. Lineage: Eukaryota; Metazoa; Chordata; Actinopteri; Siluriformes; Ictaluridae. The transcript is spliced from 15 exons. Gene Ontology annotation, biological process: RNA catabolic process; mitochondrial RNA 3'-end processing.
GUCUCACCGGUGAAGCUGCCGAUCACUGACCUCAAGGUUUUCUGAUGAACGGCAUGGUCUAGCCUAGUGUUGUGUGCCACAAUGAAAGCUUCGUACUUUUGCUUCACAGUUCACAUGGUCUGUUUAGCGGAGAUGAGCCACAUCCUGGUGUAUUAAUCAUGUCUGUUCACCGCUGUGUGUAUUUACUGACGCGCUUACACUUGCAGCGCAGGGCCUGUGCGAUCAUAUCCAGCUCUGCUGGGCAUGUGUGUGGAGCAGAGAGAGCUGUGCUGAGCUCUUCAUCUACACGAAGAUCUGCAUCUUCAGACAGCUCAUGGAGACCCCCGGACACCUCUCUGUUCGUCCCACUCGCGGUGAAAAGCGACAGCGCAGCAGAAGGAGCGGUGGGAGCCGAGCUAACGCGGCCACUGGACAAAAGUGAACUUCUCAAAGUGCUGAAUAGAUUUUACAAAAGGAAAGAGAUGCAGAAGCUUGCUGCUGAUCAGGGGCUCGAUGCUCGUCUCUUCCACCAAGCCUUUAUUAGUUUCAGGAAGUAUGUUCUAGAGAUGAACGCUAUUGCUGCUGAUCUGCACAUUAUUCUUAGCGACAUCUGCUAUGGAGCAGGACACAUUGAUGAUAUUUUCCCAUACUUUAUGAGGCAUGCCAAACAGAUCUUUCCCAUGCUGGACUGCAUGGAUGACCUGCGCAAGAUUAGCGAUUUGCGUGUCCCAGUGAACUGGUAUCCUGAGGCCCGAGCUAUUCAGCGGAAGAUCAUUUUCCAUGCCGGUCCAACUAACAGUGGUAAGACCUACCACGCCAUUCAGAGAUACAUGGAGGCAAAAUCUGGCGUUUACUGCGGUCCUCUCAAGCUGCUGGCCCAUGAGAUCUUUGAAAAAAGUAACUCUGCAGGUGUGCCAUGUGAUCUGGUGACAGGAGAAGAGAGAACCUUUGUGGAUCCAGAGGGGAGACAAUCUAAUCAUGUUGCCUGUACUAUUGAAAUGUGCAGUGUUACAACUCCAUACGAAGUAGCGGUCAUUGAUGAGAUUCAGAUGAUCAGAGAUCCUGCCAGAGGAUGGGCCUGGACUAGAGCGCUGCUGGGUCUGUGUGCUGAGGAGAUUCAUGUGUGUGGAGAACCUGCAGCCAUUAGCUUCAUCACUGAACUCAUGUUCAGCACUGGCGAGGAGGUGGAGGUCCGCAACUAUAAGCGGCUGACUCCGUUCACUGUCUCGGACCAUGCGGUAGAAAAUUUGGACAACCUGAAGCCCGGCGACUGCAUUGUGUGUUUUAGCAAAAAUGACAUCUACUCAGUGAGCAGGCAGAUAGAAAUCCGAGGCCUAGAAUGUGCUGUCAUUUACGGCAGUCUGCCACCUGGUACCAAGCUGGCUCAAGCAAAAAAGUUCAAUGACCCAGAUGACCCCUGUAAGAUCCUCGUCGCUACCGAUGCAAUUGGAAUGGGUUUGAACUUGAGCAUCAGGAGAAUAAUAUUUAACUCCCUGGUGAAGCCCAGCGUGAAUGAGAAGGGGGAGAAGGAGAUGGACACCAUUUCCACCUCUCAGGCUCUGCAAAUCGCUGGCCGAGCAGGUCGCUUCAGUUCCAUGUUUAAAGAAGGAGAGGUGACCACCAUGCAUCGCGAUGAUCUGCCUGUGCUGAAGGAGAUCCUGAGCAGACCUGUUGACCCUGUGGAGACAGCAGGUCUACACCCCACUGCAGAACAGAUAGAGAUGUUUGCUUAUCACCUUCCUGAUGCUACGCUCUCCAAUCUCGUUGAUAUAUUUGUGAGCCUCUCACAAGUAGAUGGCCUUUACUUUGUCUGCAACAUCGAUGACUUCAAGUUCCUGGCAGACAUGAUCCAGCACAUUCCUCUGAACCUGCGCUCUCGCUACGUCUUCUGUACAGCACCCAUUAACAAGAAACAGCCCUUCGUUUGCACGUCCUUCCUGAAGUUUGCUAGGCAGUUCAGCAGAGACGAGCCGUUGACUUUUGCCUGGGUGUGUCGACAUGUCAACUGGCCAUUGGUCCCUCCCAAAAAUAUUAAGGACCUUGUUCACCUGGAGGCUGUACAUGAUGUGCUGGACCUCUACCUUUGGCUCAGCUAUCGCUUCAUGGACAUGUUCCCUGAUGCCAACCUUGUCCGUGAGAUCCAGCAGGAACUGGACAGCAUCAUUCAGGUUGGAGUGAGAAACAUUACACGGCUCAUCCGUGCCACAGAAUCACAAGGCACCGGUGCAGGUUCUGCACCUGAAUCAAAAACCUCCCCAUUCCCUGGACUAAGACUGAGAAAAGCUCGGGGAUCCAAAUCACAUGUUCUCGGCAAACAGGACCAGAGGGGUGUGGACAGUUCUCUCGGCGCUCGUCUAGUUCAGGAGGGUCUGCUCACGCCAGAGCUCCUGCAGCAGCUGCAGAGAGAGUGGACAAGAGAGCAGAACCCCAGUGGACCUACAGGGACUAUUAGCAAAAAUAAAAAAAAGAAAUGAGGCGCUUGGUAUCGGUCUCGCUUUUGUACAUUUAUAUAGGGGCUUCUAUAUAACAAAUAAUGUUCUGUUUAACAUGUGUGUCUGUCAAGACUGACUGAAACCUAAGCUUCAGAUUGUGGUACACCUGUGUGAAAGGCUAUCUGAGUGUGAACGUGAGUCAACAUUGCUACUAGCUUCCAAAUAAAACACACUACUAUUUUUCA